AUGCUCGGUGGCCAGCGGAGGCAUAAAUCUCCCAGACUUGGAAUGUCGCUCUCUGAUGCUGAGUACGAACUCCUGCCCAGUAUGCUCUCUGGUAUCCUCCCCAGCGCUUCUUCGAGCACGAAAAGUGGAUCUUCAAAACCCUCGAGUCGCUUUUCUGUUCGGAUUUUCAAAACGCCGUCGAAUGUUCCUAUUCCGUACCCUAUAAACGCAAAAUUUGAUGUUGGAUACCGUCCUGGACAAGGCGAACAACCUUGGUACCCAACUAGCAUUAAUGCAGCAUAUGAUGCGCGACCACGAGCUACAGCAAAUUACGUUAUUUAUCCUAGUGCUCAUAACGACACUUUUAUUUAUCAACAAUCGGCUGCCUCCAAAUCCGAUAUUUUCUCCAACUCGGAAUUCGAAACUUCGACAGCGACAUUUUCCUCUACGUCUGCAUUCUCCCCGGCACUCUCUACCGACAGCACCACGACGCUCAAAAGUCCCAGUGCCCCCGACUUGACCGUCGGCGACACCCUAUCCAACAGUUCAGCACCUUCGUCCCCUCAGACCCCACGCUUAGCCUAUCCUCCCCCCGCCAUCACGGCUUCGCUUCAGGGUCCUGCUCUGAGCAAAACUUCGUCGGCGAGACCCUACAUACACGAGGCAGCGGAAUCGAUCGAGGAACGUCGGACAAGACUACCUGCUUUGCAGAGCCACACGGCUAUUCCCUUUCGGCCUCCUUCAGGUCCAAAUGACCCGAUGACGCAAAUAGGACCUCGUCCCGGCGGCUAUCCGAUUGAGACACCUGAAUACGCCGCCAGCACCCUCUCGGAGUUAGAAGUUGAGGAACGCGAUAGAAUUGCCCAGAUCAACGCGGGAUACAACUCUGCCUCUACGGGAUCAUUCUAUGCUUCUAGCACAGGAUCCUCUAGCGACAAAGGAACGCACCUCGUGUCGAUUACACCCCAAAAUCAACGAACCACCUCGUCUAAGCCACUUCAUCCGACUAAUCUGCCUUUUCCGAUAAGGCCCCAGGAGCACGACUUCUCGCAUUCACAUUCCGUCUUUCCGCGUUCUUCUCAUCCUAAUGGCCCAGCACACCCCGCACUGAGAGACAGUCCACCCAGUGUCGAGCGUCUCCCGUCGCAGGUCCCAUCAGAGCAGCUGGUCUCGCAGAACGCCUCGCAAUCGCAGUCUUCCUUCUCCCAUGCUCUUCAAAGGGACAACUGGAGUCGCGAUGCAACAGUUGAUUCCGAUUCUAGGUCGCAAAAUGCCCACUAUCCUCCGCGCAGUGCACCUACCGCAUCAUCUAAAUCGCACCCCGCAAGCUCCCGGCCCGCUCAGGAAGUUGCCGGCAUCGCUCCUUUUUUGAACCGCUUCCCUUCUUCUUCAGACCAUCCUCCACAACACAGCAUCGCGGACCGAAGGUCGCCAAUCGCGGGAGGACGCGUUGAUGUGAAGGAUUACGGCGUGCCUAAUGCUGGGCCUGAUUAUCGCACAAAUGACACCGCAGACCCUACCCGAGGAUUAGCGGAACCGACAAGGGUAGGCCCGAGAGGAGACUACAUUUACGCCAAACCAGAUUCUGAAUCGCGGCGCUCUACAUCUCCCCCACGAGGACCCUUACCACACGCUACCCCGCAAGAAGCUGCUCCUGCUCGCCCUCCCAGCGCGUCAGACCUGAGGAAAGACGCACGGACACCAACGCCUCGCGACGCCGACGACCGACGACCUCCCCAUCCCAUGCGACGUGAUUCAUUCACUGGAGACGUGUUCAGACCACCUGGCGAUGGAUGCAACAUGUCCCAGUUUACCCCUGUUCACCAACUUUUCACGACCGGCCCACUUUCCUCUUCGCCCACGCAAAUUCGACUGAGUCCGACCGAUUACGACGCGACAACUCCCACCCGCUCUCGGGAUUCCUACGGAACCACGGAGUCCUUAGAACGUUCCACCGGUCGCAUCCGCACUCGAUCGAUCUCGUUUUCCAACGCGACACGGCCGAUUCUGACACUUUCCUCUUCGAACAUACCACAGGUUGCAGGCCACCAUGCUCUUCCUAUCUUAUCACAUCCGGCCCCUCCGCGCGGCUCAGCACUAAAAUCCUCCGAUCUGACUUCUGGCCGCAGCAGCUCAGACAGGUCUUCACCCAAAAUCACGACUUCGUCCAAUCACACCGCACGAACGGCGCAUUCUAAAGAGUCUGAUCGCCGCAGCUCUGCCCACUACAGCAUCACCCAAGUGCCCUCUGCCUCUCAGCAAGCACUGCGCCAGACAUCGACUGCUCAGACUUUCAAUCCUCCUUCCAAAGCACCGUCUGUUCCUUUAGGCUCAUACCCCAGAAUCAUGUUCCACGAUCCGUCUCGCCCUCACCAAUACUAUAUCGUCCCGCCUCAGCCGCAGAUCCACGUUGAACCUCAUCGCAGGCACUCGGAUGGGGAUCGCCCUUGCAACACUACCAGCUUUCGUGGGGCUAUGGCGCCGCACGAUUGGCCGAGUCCGUCUUCUUCCUCCACCUCCCAGUCGUCGCGCCCUACCACUCCGUCCAGCAUCCCAGAGCAUCAGAGACGUUACUCUGACGGCGACAAAAACCCGCCGCUCGCAGUGCGUCCUGUGCUUCCUAGGCUGGACACUGCCCCUGUUCCUCGUUCGGUGCGCUGGAACGACAACUUGAUCUGCCCGUCGCCCGUCUUCCCAUCUCGUCGAAAGGGAUGGUUCAACCGGAGAGGAGAUCAGCUGUGGAAGAAUGACGGAGGCUACAUCCCCGCACCGAAGCACGAGCAAUAUCCCCCAGACUUGGACGACUAUCCGGAAAUGGGCGAUGGCUGGAUGAACGAAGAAGGGACCCGUAUCGACAUGGGGCAUCACCUCAUCCCCAAAGUCCCAAUCCGCUCCGCACUGAAGCAAACGAAACUUAAUUAG
Cyclocybe aegerita is the source of this 2901-nucleotide messenger RNA. Lineage: Eukaryota; Fungi; Basidiomycota; Agaricomycetes; Agaricales; Hemipholiotaceae. The record is from the annotation of a GenBank genome assembly.